AAAACUUGGAAACAUUAAUAAAGCGUGUAAUUCUAUUUUCUAAUAAUAUAUUGAAAAGUUAUAAAUAUUUCCUGUUGAAGUUUUAGUACGGUUUUGGUCCUUUUCGCUUUAAGGUUCUUUUUUUAUUGAAGACAAUUUUUUCUUUGCGGGCGAUAUAACUAGUUCUCUAUUUAUAAAAUACGAAAAAAAAAAAUUUCAGAAUCGAUUCAAUGGAUUCCUCAGAUUCGAUACCAGAUACGAGCGACAUUGACGCAGACGUAGCCAGUGAAUUUGUUGAAUUUACAGAUGAUAUUCCAAUUGAAAUCUAUCGUUGUCUGCGGUACGUUAGGAAAUAUGAAGACAAAUAUCAAAAGGAAAAUUCAAAUCUAAACCAUCUUGCUACGGAAGUUAGUCAAUGUUCCUUACCUGAUUUACCUGCCUUUAAAAAGCAAUUCGCAAAGUCCCUUUUACAUUCAGAUGAGUAUAUGCAACAAACCAAUGCUGAGGCCCAGAAACUUUAUGCAAACGUCCAUGCUGCAUAUGAACGACUAAACGAUAAAAUUCGAUAUUUGGAAAAUGAACGGCCUACAUCCUCAUCCUAAGUGAAGCAUAUUACAGACGAAUUUAUGCAUAUAUACCCAAGAAAUAAAUUACAUUUACUUAUCUUUUGUAAAAUUUCCGAUACUCACUAUUUUAAGACAUAUCUAG
Molecule: messenger RNA, 687 nt
Organism: Schizosaccharomyces cryophilus OY26
Lineage: Eukaryota; Fungi; Ascomycota; Schizosaccharomycetes; Schizosaccharomycetales; Schizosaccharomycetaceae
Exons: 4
Coding region: 210-581 (123 amino acids)
Source: RefSeq, a predicted model, not a curated record